UUCAAACAGACCCGGGAAAAAGAACCAGAGGAUCACGACAUCAACAAAACCGGAGCCAUUAACCGUCUGUCCACCAUGGGUCAGGAGUUUCACGUCGUCAGGUGUUUUACCUGUCAGAGCUUCCAGGUGCAGCAGGUGAAGAAGGCGAACAAGUGGAGCUGUAAACUGUGUGGAGCCAAACAGUCGCUGCUGAAGGAGUUUGGGCGGGGCUCCGGGGCCGACUGCAGACGUCACGUUCAAAAACUAAAUGCCAUGAGAGGCGCCAUGAUGGAGGAGCAGGAGCAACACGCCUGGUCGCUAUGGAAGCAGGAGGAGGUGGACGGAGAGGAUGAACCCGAGGAGCAGGACCAGGUGAAUCAGACUCAGGUGAGCCGUUGGAGCAAAUACCUGGAUGCGUCAAAGGAGGUGGAGCCGGAGGAGGAGGAGGAAGAGGAGAAUGUUUUGAUGGACAGGCAGCAGCUCCAUGGCAACAGCAUGAUUGACAGGAAGAGAAAGAGAGGAGAAGGAUGGACAGAUGGAGGAGGACAGGACAGCCGGACACCUGACGAGUCAAACUGGUCCAGUGGGCUGAUAAAACCUGGUAGAACUCCUGUCACAACCAACAGUCCAGACCACACCAGUCUGACCCACACCAGAACCACCGGCCUAAACCACAGGAGUCCUCCCAGGAAGCAGAGCGUUCAUCCUCCCAGAGUGAACACCGGUCUGGCCUCCAGGUGGACUCGUUUCCUCAGCUCUGACUGUCAGGCGGUGGAAGGGGAGGACCCUCAGGUCAGUGGGCGGAGUCAGACAGUGGGCUCUGCUGCACCUCCUUCCUGUAAUGACAUUGUCAAUAACACAAGGCCCCGCCCCCCACUUCCUGUUCCCUCUCUGUUUGAGAGCGGAGAGGACUUUAACUUUGACGAGUUUUAAACAAACUGAACAUUAAUUAUUUUUCUGUCAUUUGACCAAUCAAGUGAUCAACCAAUC
Plectropomus leopardus (leopard coralgrouper) is the source of this 969-nucleotide messenger RNA. It is a transcript of the gene mrnip, whose product is annotated as MRN complex interacting protein. NCBI's taxonomy places the organism in Eukaryota, Metazoa, Chordata, Actinopteri, Perciformes, Serranidae. Gene Ontology annotation, cellular component: nucleus. The record is from RefSeq and is a predicted model, not a curated record. Gene Ontology annotation, molecular function: chromatin binding. Gene Ontology annotation, biological process: mitotic G2 DNA damage checkpoint signaling.